Messenger RNA from Chionomys nivalis (European snow vole), 2875 nucleotides. It is a transcript of the gene Trim14, whose product is annotated as tripartite motif containing 14. Gene Ontology annotation, molecular function: protein binding; zinc ion binding. NCBI's taxonomy places the organism in Eukaryota, Metazoa, Chordata, Mammalia, Rodentia, Cricetidae. The coding region runs from base 34 to 1356 and encodes 440 amino acids. Gene Ontology annotation, biological process: innate immune response. The transcript is spliced from 6 exons. The record is from RefSeq and is a predicted model, not a curated record.
GGCUACACUGCGGGACAGGGGUUGCCACAGCGAAUGGCGAGUGAGACAGCCUGCGUGCUGGAGCCCGUCCAGGCCAACGGGGCUUGCCGCUGGCGCUGCCCUGAGCACAGCGAACGCCCGGCUGAGCUCUUCUGUCGCCGCUGCAGCCGUUGCGUGUGCGCGCUGUGCCCGGUGCUGGGUGCCCACCGCGGCCACCCGGUGGGCCUGGCCCAGGAGGAGGCUGCGAGCGUGCAGAAACUCUUCCAGGACUGUUUAGAGUGUUUGGCGACCAAGAAGCGGCAACACGCUGACAACAUAGCCCACUUGGAAGACGCUGGGGAAAAGCUCAAGGUUUACGCAGACUCAAGUAAAGCCUGGCUGACACAGAAAUUCACCGAACUCAGGUUACUCCUUGAUGAAGAGGAAGUACUGGCCAGACAAUUCAUCGAGAAGAACACAGAGCUCACCCUCCAGGUGUACAGGGAGCAGGCCGAGUCUUGCAGGAAGCAAAUUGAGGUCAUGGAUGAUUUCUCCACUAGGGUGUGGGUCAUGAGCCUGGAGCCCAACCCCGUUCAGCUGCUGCAGGCAUAUGUAGCCACUAAGUCAGAGAUGGGACAGCAGAUGAGCCCCCCGGAGCUGAGCCACCCUGUGCCCCUGUCCUUCGAGCCCAUCAAGAACUUCUUUAAGGAGUUUAUGGAAGCCAUCCGGGACACUUUACAGACACCAAUGGACACUCGCCUGAAGGAAAACAUAAACUGCCAGCUCUCGGGAUCCUCCAGCGCCAAGCCAGGCACCCUGUUGAAAAUCAGCCCUUCUCCGGAGAGAUCACUCUUCCUGAAAUACGCCCGCACGCCCACUCUGGACCCGGACACGAUGCACUCGCGUCUGCGGCUGUCGACAGACGGACUGACUGUCCGCUGCGCACUGCUAGGCCGCCUGGGGCCGCGCCCCGCGCCCCGGUUCGACGCCCUGCGUCAGGUGCUGGGCCGCGACGGCUUCGCAGCCGGCCGCCACUACUGGGAGGUGGACGUGCAGGAGGCGGGCGUGGGCUGGUGGGUGGGCGCGGCCUACCCGUCACUGCGGCGCCGCGGGUCCUCGGCCGCCUCCCGCCUGGGCUGCAACCGCGAGUCGUGGUGCGUGAAGCGCUACGACCUCGAGUACUGGGCUUUCCACGAUUGCCAGCGAAGCCGCCUGCGACCCCGCCGCGACCCCCACCGGAUCGGCGUCUUCCUGGACUACGAAGCCGGCGUGCUGGCCUUCUACGACGUGGGCGGUGGCAUGAGCCACUUGCACACCUUCCAUGCCACCUUCCAGGAACCACUCUACCCGGCCCUGCGCCUCUGGGAGGGGGCCAUCAGCAUCCCCCGGUUGCCCUAGGCGACCGUGCUUCCUUUUCUAGGCUGGUCUACAGGCUCUGCCCACGCAACCCAGGCGCUGCCUGUGUCUGGGACACCGUCGUGCAGCGCUUAGAACCUCCUGGCACACAGCAGGCACACAGUAAUUUUCAUUGAAAGAUUCCCGGCGGAGGCACUGUAUCUCCUUAAAGGACCCCAUGGGAGUCACCUGCUCUCCACUUCAGUUUAUCUCGGCCACCUUGAGCCAGAGAACCCGAGAGGGUUUCUAAUCUCCCGCUCCUCUCGCAUCUUCAUCUUCUACACUUAAACCAGGGUGAACUCAAAUAUGUACAAGAAAAAAUCAGGAAGGCCUUCUUAGCGUCCCGGCUUUUCUGGCCUGCUCUUUGACAGGACAUAGCUAACAUGGGAGAUGUACACUUGAUGCUACAUCUUCAUCUACAAAAGACAAGAGCUUUUCCCACACACACCACUGCAGGGGCCAAGCCAGGCAUCUCUUAACAAUCGUAUCAGGCGUUUAUCACGCAAGUUGUCCACCGUACACUUGAUCCUUACGUCCCUUCAAAGUGGGACAUGAGCCCAUCGUCCACGCAGCAGAAUUGGUACGCUUGAGUCAGGUGACUGACUGCCCAAGGUAACGGAACCGGUUGCAGUCAGGGUCUGUGCUCCCAGCAGGUGGUGUGGACACGGCAGCCUGGCUCCCUGUUGGCAGUGGCCACCCUAGCUUUCCCACCUGCUUUCCUUGGGCCGAAUCUGCCUCUAGAUUACGUCCGCUGGUCUCUGAGAUGGGUUUCCUACCCUUCACAGUGUGGGGUGGGAUUGUUAUGAGUAUAAAGUUUCCCAUCAGCUGUGUGGCCUCGGGCAAGACGCGUUCUCCUCAUGGCCCCCAUCUGUGAAAUGCGGGCCAGUGCCAGAAGACUCCAGGGAGCCAAAGCUAGUGAAAUUGCCUUAAUAACUACUUUGUAUCGGGUUAGGAUCUCCAACAGAUUCUCCCCUGUACCCCGUCACAGUGUGGGACCAUGGAUACCCAGCAGCUGGGUGGCAGCCGCCGGGGCUGCCCUAAUACACUCAGGGCAGUUUUCUUGGAAUUCAUGUUCUUGAAGGUAGAAGGCAUCUGUCUUGAUGCUCUUGGUUUUGUAGAAUUUACCUCAAAGGUAAACCACAAAUUGUUUUCCCAUGGUGUGUGGGUUAGAACCAGAGUGGCCUUGCGCAUCCCAGGUGUGUGCCCCACGGAGCUACACUCUGACCCCAGCGGGUGUUUGUUUUGUAAGAAAAGGGCUUAGUCCAGGCCACCCUGAGGGGAAUGGAGGACAGACACCUGUCUCAAAUGUCCAGCUUCAAGGGCCAGACCGUGGAACAUAAGAUUUCUGAGACUGGGCUCGGCAGGGACUGACUCUUCUGAGCGUUCUCAGACCUGGGGCCGGCUGCUGUGAUUUCUGGACACUACCUCCCAGAGAGGCUUGUGUAUCGUUUCCUUUGGGCACAUGGUUUCAGUCCAUGUUGGCUAGUGACAACCAUAUUUGUAAAUGACAAGUUCUCUAAUA